Formica exsecta is the source of this 528-nucleotide messenger RNA. RefSeq lists its product as uncharacterized. The record is from RefSeq and is a predicted model, not a curated record. Bases 98 to 469 code for a protein of 123 amino acids. The transcript is spliced from 3 exons. Gene Ontology annotation, molecular function: zinc ion binding; metallopeptidase activity. NCBI's taxonomy places the organism in Eukaryota, Metazoa, Arthropoda, Insecta, Hymenoptera, Formicidae.
UAAAACAUUUCGAUAUAAUCGUUUUUGAAUAAUUUCCAGUGAAGCAGAUAUUAUCUACAAUGAAGAGUUACAUCCUGCUUCGUAUAAAAUUACAGUAAUGCGCUCAGUAACUCGUGAUAUAAUAUAUCAAUGGUUUGGUAAUCUCUUCACUCCAUUUUGUCUCUCAUCUCAUCGGUUAUUAAAUGAAGGAUUUAUUACAUUCCUUGAAACACAUAUCAUCAAAAAGGUCUAUCCAGAUUUUGAAAACAUCACAAAUUUGUUGGUAGUUGAAACUCAACAUGAAGCUCUUCAUCUAAACUCUUAUUCCGCUAUGAACUCUUUUGCAACAAACACAAGCAGUAUAUCUGAAAUUUGUUCACAUUUUCCAUUUUCUCGUAUCAUAGGACCCGCUAUAUGGCGCAUGUUGAAUGGUACACUUCCCCGUAAUUCAAUGUUGAUGGGUUUAAACACAUACUUUAAUACUCGGUAAGAGAUAUUGUAAUAAAAUAAUUUCAUAUCCCAUAGUAUAUGUACAAGAAAAAGAACACG